This is a messenger RNA of Petromyzon marinus (sea lamprey), 7108 nucleotides long. RefSeq names its product inositol polyphosphate-4-phosphatase type I A (gene INPP4A). Gene Ontology annotation, cellular component: cytoplasm. Lineage: Eukaryota; Metazoa; Chordata; Hyperoartia; Petromyzontiformes; Petromyzontidae. The record is from RefSeq and is a predicted model, not a curated record. Gene Ontology annotation, molecular function: phosphatidylinositol-3,4-bisphosphate 4-phosphatase activity.
ACGAGCCCAUCACAAAUGGAAGUCACUAGUUUCCGGUAUCGGAUGAGAAAUGUUGGACGAGGGACUGGUACCCAAGACUCCUUUCCUUGCCAAGAACCUGCAGAGAGAAUCGACUCGGUUAUUUUAAGAGUACACACAAAGAAAGGGUCACUUACAAAACGAAACAAUUGAAAACUAAAAUUACUUUACCAGGUAAAGCCCACAUAGCUAUUUUUCACACGUGACCUGGCCACAUGGUAAGUGAGCCGUAUCUGGUCAAAAUACCAAAAAAAAAUUUGCUUUUGGAGAAAUUAACGAGAAGUAACUUAUGUGGAAAUGCAUAGCAGCCAAUUACUCUAAACGCGGAGGGAGAACAUACAAACUCCUAAUCCACUCUUCAGGUCAGCAGAUGAACACUGUACAGGGGUCGGAAUCGAAUCCACGACCUUUUGCAAACCAGGCGAGGGAGAUGACAUUUUUCCACCGUGGUGAGCUGUUACUGAAAAUAAGUUGCCCGGUUUUUUUUCAAUAUAUAAUUGCAGCACUCAUUUCCAGGCAUAAUUCGUUCAUGAGCAGGCGUUUCCACCAUGGUGGUAGUGGAAACGGAGGGGAAAACAAAUAUCAUUGGGUGAAUGACAGUCUUAAGGCGUCUCUCGCAAAGACAUGAUCGCCGAGUGUGCGUACAAAUCGUGUUAAAGACCCAAGAAGGCUCGCCGUAUCAUCAUCAAUGUCACAGCGACGGUCGUAGUCUCUCGUGUUGAAGAGGUGUGGGGCGUUCUGACACCCACACGGAUUACUGUGCUGGCCUCCCGAGUGUUGUAAUUGAUGCUCCUGUGUUUGGGGAUGCUCGGCGCUCAUUUACUUUGGGCUGGUGACGCACGAGGGCACACACACGGGCGGAAUAGCUGUGCACACAGUCGCACACACGGACACACGCGUGCCGCCUUAAUACGCAUGCACAAUUCAGCAGCCGGCGAGCUCCAGGCGUAGAGGCGGCAUCAGCCCUGUGGAUAACCUCCCUUUGGAUCCUCAACAGCCGCCAUCCGUACAAGAAGGGAAGCCACAAUGGGGGAAGGAAGAGGAUGAGAAAAUCUCAACAGAGCCAGCACACGGAUGCAUCGAUACAGGGUUCACACGGAUACGUCUGACUUCACCGUGAGGUCAUGACCCCGGGGGAACAGCCAAAGUCACUGUCACUCCCCUAAAGGCCGACGGGCGGUCAUUCUCGUGACGUUCAGGCCGCCGCCGCCGGCCGGCCGGGCGCCCCCCCUCGCCCCCCACUCCGCCUCCCCGCAGCAGCAGCAGCAGCAGCAGCGGCCCCCCACCCACCCACCCUGCAUGGCGGGGGAAGGGUCGCAGGGUGGCGGCAGCGGCCUCGCUGGGGGGUGGGAGGAGGUCGGGCUGGGGGCGGCCGCUCCCCUGCGGAGGUCCCCCGUGGGCCGCUCCUCGCUGCUGCGGGCGGCCACGGUCGAUGUGGCGAGCGAGGCGCGCGGCGCGGUCUCUCUAACGCCCAACAGCAAAGAUCCGGAUGAACCAGUUCUGGAGUUCAGUCUUGCAUGCAGCGAAAUCGUGACAUCGUCGCUGGAUCGGCGACCGAGCCUGUUCGUGUCCGUGAGCGUCACGACUCCACCACAGGCUUUCUGGACCAAGCACGCGCAGACCGAGAUCAUAGAGGGAACCAGCACUCCGAUCUUCCUGAGCAGCAUUGCGUUCCUGCCAGACUCGCAGGCCACGCAGCUCACGCGCGUGCGCCUCUCGGUCUACGAUGUCAAGGACAGGACCCAAGGAAUGAUGUACUUACUGGGAACAGCAUUGUUUACCAUCAAGGACCUGUUAAGUUCCAGAAACCACCGCCUGCAUAUUACAUUAACAUCGCCGGAGAAUGAGCGAGUAGGCAACAUCUCGGUAAUCGGCUGGCAGAUGGAGAGACACGAGGAGUCUCGCACCGCACGGAGGGGCUCUCCCGACAACAGCCGGACGGUGCUGGCUGUGGAUGAAAGCUUGGCAGAGUCUAUGGGUGUUCGGGCCAAAUAUUCAUCCCUACGCAAAGACACGCUGCUGAAAUCUGUGAUCGAGGGCGUGAUUUACCGCACAUACCGUCUCCCCACGACGGACGGGAACCAGCUGCGCGUGCACGAGCAGAUGGGCGAGACGCUGCUGUCGUUCCACGUACCUCGGCAGCUGCUGGCGCUGUACGUGGAGGAGGACAGCGCCCGAGUCUUGGCUUUGGAGGAGCUGGGGGAGUUGUCUCCUCACUGGGAGGGCCUCCGCAGGCAGAUGGUCAUGCAGUACACGUCCAUCAUCAACACCUACCAGGAGAGCCAGCGCGAGCUGAACAGAUACAAGGGCCCGUCGUUCAAGCCGAGCCGGCUGCGCACGGAGCGGGGGCUGGAGUUCGUCCCGGUGAACCUGCACAUGCAGCGCAUGCGGGUCAUGGACGACGUGCACACAGAUCACACGUAUGACAUCGUGACGGUGGGGGCGCCUGCAGCUCACGUGCAGGGAUUUAAAACCGGGGGCCUGCGGAAGCUCGUGACCAAAUUUGAGGAGUCGAAGAAAAGCCCGGCGAUGGGCUCGCGAGCGAGCGCGUGGCGGCCGCAGGACGUGGCGAAGGCCCGCGAGCUCAACGCACAGAUCACGGCGCUGCGCACGCAGGUGGCCUACUACGCCGAGCGGCUCUCCCGCGCCGCUCGCGAGCGUUCGGCGUGCGGCCUGGAGCGCACCCUCGCCAGCCUCGCCGACAAGACCCGCCAGCUGGUGACGGUGUGCGACUGCAAGCUGCUGGGCGGUGCCGUGCACUCGCUGGCGUCGGCGCGCCCCGACUUUGUCGCUUCCGUGCCGAGCCCGCCCGGCGAAGCGAGCGGUAGCAGCGGCAGCCCCGGCGGCAGCGCCGGCGGCAGCAGCUGCGGGGGCGGAGAGGACGGCGUCGAGGACAGGGACCGCGUCGUCCUGCGCAACGAUCGCGACUCGCUGGCGGCUCGCUGGACGGGCCGCGAGAACCGCGCCUCGCUCACCUUGUCCAUCGCGUCGUCGUUCGCGUCCCUGAUGACGGUCGGGAACGCGGCCGGCACUUCGGCGGUGUGCGGCGGCGAGUGGCCCGAGGAGGAGUGGAGCAGCGUGUGGCUCAACGUGGACAAAAGCCUGGACUGCAUCAUCAAGGCGGUGGAUCGCCUCCUGCAGCGCGAGCGCCGCUGCAGGCAGGAAGGCCAGGCCAACGUCUCCGACGAUAUCUUCUCCUCGGCAGAGCUGUCGGCAUCGUCCCGAGUUGGGAAUGGAGGGCUGACAUUGGUGGAAUUGACACCAAGUACCGGCGCGGAGUGGAGCGAGACGCUGUACCCGCUGCUCGCCACGCUCACGGACUGCGUGUGCAUGCUGAGCGAGCGCGCCCGCCAGGCCGUCACCUUCCUGCUCAUGCAGGACGGCGCCGCGUCCGUCGUGCAGGCCCUCGGCCUGCAGCACCGCCGUGACCUCGUCUUCUCGCAGGCCCUCUCAGCUCUCGUGUGUGGAUUCAUCGUGAAGCUACGCAGCUGUCUCCAUGACGACGGGUUUCUACGGCAACUGCACACCAUCGGGCUGCUGGCGCAGUUCGAGGGGCUGCUAAGCACCUACGGCGAGGAGAUCGGGAUGGUGGAGGACAUGAGUGUGGGCAUCUCCGACCUUCGCAACGUGACCUUCAAGGUCGUUCCCGCGUCGACCACUGCCUCGGCCGAGGGGAUGCUGCCGAUCAUCGACGGGAAUCGGGACGGCUUCAACGUGCGCAUCCCGUUGCCGGCGGCCAUGUUUGACGCGUUGCCGCGGGAGAUCCAGAGCGGCAUGCUGCUGCGUGUGCAGCCGGUCUUCUUCAACGUCGGCAUCAACGAGCAGCAGACGCUCGCCGACAAGUUCGGCGACACGUCGCUCCAGGAGAUCAUCAACCUGGAGAGUUGGGGUCGCCUCAACUCCUACUACGAGCAGUUCAAGGAGCUUCUCCCCGAUGACUGCCUCCCUCGCUCCCGUAGCCAGACCUGCCUCUCGGAACUGCUGCGUUUCCUCGGGCAGAACGUGCGUGCACGCAAACCCAAGAACGUGGACAUCCUGUGGCAGGCUGCCGAGGCCUGCCGGCGCCUCAACGGCCUGCGGCUCACGAGCUGCAAGAGCGCCAAGGACCGCACGGCCAUGUCGGUGACGCUGGAGCAGUGCCUGAUCCUGCAGCAGGAGCACGGCAUGGCGCCGCAGGUCUUCACGCAGACGCUGGACUGCAUGCGCAGCGAGGGUUGCCGCCGAGAGAACACCAUGAAGAACGUGGGCUGCCGCAAGUACGCCUUCAACUGCCUGCAGCUCGUCACCUUCCCCAGACAUUACCGCCCGCCCGAUGGGACCUUCGGCAAGGUGGACACCUGAAGCCAGUCCGGGCGCGGGUGCACAAAAACUGGCGUUCGCAUGCAUGCAUGCAUGCGCGGUGCACGGGCUGGGCAUUGGGAAAUAUUGAGCGGGUUAGGUAUCAAGGGAAGUCGAACUAUCGUAGAUCAAUAUGAAAUACAAGUCUAAAUUUUACAUUGCCACAGUUCCUCCCCGCCUCUUUCUGUAAGGGGUCCAUCAGCGAACAUGUUAGAUGAUAUGUUUAAAUCGUAAAGUCGUGUUGAGGAUGGUAAUGUCAUUAAAAGGUAUUUUAUUUAGACAGGAAAGCUUUAUUGAGUUUCACGACUCUAUCAGCAGGGUUCUGCCUUGGCAUGUUUGUGUCCCAAUUCCAAUGUAAUGAGUGUUUUGUGUGUCGGAGGAGAUUGGAGUGGCUGCAGAAAACUCGCCAUACAAGGGCAUCACACUCCAAGGUGAUCACUGACAGGUCCACAAUCUCAUGUGUCGUGCUGCUAUCUCCUUGCCACCUUCAAAUUUCAAGUAAAAGUUUAUUUUGUUUGACCAGGUGAGAACUAAAUAUAACAGAACUUUCGUCGCAUUUUCAAGAAUAGUCCGGGUCACCAAAUUGACAAAGCUGAAACAAACAACAAAGCAUAGCAAUGAAGUAAAGCAAUAGGAACAAAAACACUAUUAUAUAUACAUUGCACAAACCUUAAAUCAACGUUAAAACAAAGCUAAAUAUAAAAUUGCCUGCAGUGCCAAUCAACUCGGGCAGAUUACCUCCAGAUCAUAGCACAGUUGCCAAAGCUAAGCUGCAGAAACAUUAAACGUAUAGGUUGACUCCAGUACUAAUAUUUAAACAGACAAUGCUAUAUAUCCAAAGCAAUUGCAAGUGGAGUUAUAAAGAAUCGAGAGUUUAUCAUCAAGUUGUGAUUCAGAUGGGAGAGAAAACGAGGACAUUUGAAGCGACCUUGCCUCCUAGUGGGGCUGGGUGUUUCUCAAAUCCGCAUGAUCCAGAAAUCCAUACCUGCAAAGUGCUGACAUCACAGCCGUAUCCCACCACUCCCAGGGCAGUUGUGAAGUGUCCUUAGCAUUUCAUUCUACAGCAUUUCCAAGGCAGCCCAGAGGUUUUAAAUUCAAUCGUUCCACUUGAGUUCUUAGGGUCUCUGGUAGGCUUGUAACAAUUCACCACAUCCACAAAUCUAUUCUCACAAAUCAAGGUGCUGAUACUAUUCAAGAAUCCAUGUUUAUUUUUCCCUUAUGAUUGGUGUAUAAUUUAUAGUGGCUGUAGGGUUUCCAUGAAUCAAUCGCAUAGAGUAUUACUCCAAAUCUAGGCCUGACGACCCCUCCUCUGCUUUGCAAUGAUCAACUAUCAGGUACGUGCAAUAUGUAGAGAGGUAUAAUUUGCAUAUGAAUGGAAAAGAUCAGAACUCAAACUGGAGGUCACGAGGACUGCAGUUAGAGAAACACUGGCGUAAAAAAUAUAUACAUGAAUUGGAAAUGAUCAAUUUUCAGACGCACAAAUUGAUGCGUAUAUUGGGAGCUCAAGAAUUGAUUGUCAUCGAUUAAUUUUCCUUGGCAAGCCACGAAUAAUGUUACUACUGUGUAGGGUUUCAUGGUUGUGCGGUAUAGUUUUGCGACGUUUAUUUCGGGUUGAUGCCCAGCGUUUUACUCCAUGUACUGGGAGCUACUGCAGGAACUGAAUUAAGCCACUCACUUUCUCCCUCGACUAUAUGGAUUUUCAGGCUGGCUCAUUUCAGUGCAUGAAGCACUGGAGCAAAACGUCACACGUCAUGCUGAAGGGACACCCACAAACACAUCCAGGGAGCUACUGUGAUGCUAAUUUCUGUGGACACCCCACGUAUUAGCUACUAGCGGGAAGUUCCUGGCGUUUCCCCGGGCGAAAAAGAUGUGGCGCCCUCCCGUGGCGGGGUCAUUUAUUACACCAGACGUGAUUGUUAAUACUUGUGCCGUUUGUAAUGUGGCUGUUGUAAGUAGGAAGGCUGGUGUCAUUUCAAAUUUGAGUUCGACUUCUCUAUCCCCCCCACAUUCCUGAAAGAACACGCACUGUGAACAUACUAAUGGUACCACUUAAUGUCACAUAGGGCGCUUGCCACGUGUAGUUCUAUUUUAAAUGGCAUUCAAUUCCUCUGUUAGCUCUACAUUAACACAGAUUUUAUAUAUAGUGAUGUCACCGAUUCGCACUUAAAUUACGGUUCUGUUUUUUUAAAUCAUUACGGUAUGCAUUUUUACAUGGUUUUCGUUACAUUAAAAUAUACAACAUGAAAACUGAUCUGAGACGUACAUUCAGUCAACAGAUUACUUUAUCUUAAUUUUAUGAACCGCAGUAUGUUCUUACAGCACUUAAGUAAUAUUAUUAUGUUAUUAGGGAAAUCACGUUAGUCAUGCAUAUCCACAGUUUAGAUAAUACCAUGAGACAUUGGUAGGCUUAAGGUGUUGGCGUUUAACAUAAAUACCAAUUAUAUCCACAUGUAUGCCUACCUGCAUGCAUUCAAAUUAGUUGUACAUUGCUUACACAAUAAAUAUUAAUCUACAGUACUGUACUUACGGGGAGGGAGGGAGAAUGCUAGAUUUCUCUGAUUUCCAAGCGGCCUCCGUGAAUUUGGUGCGAAUGGAUGGGUUUUCACUAUACGGCUGCCAACAGCAAUCUACCAGUAUUUUCACUGUUAGUAAAGGAAAGUGGAAUUAUGGUUAGUUUCAACACUGAAGUUCACGUUUGGGAGUGCUUGUAACUGCAGUAACGGCAUAUUUAUUUCAGAGAUGGAUAAUAAAA